AUGGGCAUCACCAUGUCAGCUGAAAAGACUUCUCAAGAGAAGCGUCGUGAACAGCAAGCUGAUCAUCAGCAAGAAGUUGAGCAACAACGUUGCGAAGAUCAAGUUGAGCCACUGCCUCAACAACAAGAACAAGUUGAGCAACUUAUGGAGCAGGAGCCAACUCCGAUGAGUCAAAAGUCGCCGGUGAAUAUUUUCAAAUUCAUUAGUUUUCGAAGCUUGAAAGUUUUUCAAAUUUUUCAAAAUCAAUGCGAUCACUUUUCAACCUCUAAACAUUAUAAUUACAGAUCGUCGUCGAAGACCUCGUCUUCAACAUAAAGAAACGCAAGCCGCUGAAACGUCGUUUGUUCGCCGAGCAGAACCAGGAGGUUUGUCAUUGUUUAUAGUUUGAUCAGUACCAACUUUCCCAUCAUACCAAAAAAAAAAUGGACCCUUUUUGUCCAUAUUUUAUGGAAAAAAGCUUCAAAAAAAUAUUUUUUGUGUUCCAGGAGUCGGACUCGAAACGCGCCCUUGUCGAUCCCGAACAAGGCUUAGUCGACCCAGAACCACCCAGAGUCGAAGACUUCCUUUAUGACUCUGACUCGGACACCUACUCGGAUUCUUUCAACAACGGCUCCGAUCGCACCAUCAGCACUGGAUAUCCCAACCAAUCGGAAAUGUCGCGCCUGGAAGAGAGCGGCUGGGAGCUGGACAGUUACCACGAGGGCGAGGUUUUUCGCGAGAGUCGUUUGGGAUAAAUCAAAUUCUUGUUUCAGGACGCCGUAAUUGUUCAAGUAAUGGAUGGAUUUGGGAACUAUCAGGACAUGCCGAACAGUCGUCAGCCGUACGCGAUGCCGGAAAGAGAGCCGCAGCAGCCGCAAGUUCGUGAAGAGAGGCCGGAGAGUCCAGCGCUCGAAGACGAUCCGUACUACCAGAUGGCCUACGGAGCUCAGUACCAGCAGGAGCAGCAUGUCGAGAUUGUUGAUCGUGAGGAAGAUGUGGACGUUGUUCAUCCGGAGCCAGAAGUGGAGGUCGUUGACCAAGAAGUGGAUGUCGUCGGUCUGGAGGAGAACGAGCAAGAGCCGGAAGUUGACGUUGCCCACGAGGAGGAGAACCAGCAGGAGCCAGAAAUGAACAUCGUCGGUCUCGAGGAGAAUCAACAGGAGCCGGUAGCGGAGAUGAUCGAGGCGGAGCCAGAAGUCGUCGAACAAGAGCAAGACCAGCCUGACUUGGAUCAUCAAGAAGAAAUUGAACUCCCCGAGCCGGAGCAAGGAGAUCUUCCUCAGCUUGAGGAGCAAGUGGAUCUUCCUGAGCCCCUACAGCAGCAAGAAGCACAGCCUCAGCAACUGUCCGGAAUGCAGCCUGGCAUCUACUUCGUCUUCCCAGAACAGCUUGUUGUGCCCUAUUUCAUCCAGCCGCAGCAGUUCGCUGAGCAUCUCCAGCAGCAGUACAACGAACAGCAGCAGCAAAUCUUCGAGCACCAUCGGCAGCUCUACCUACAACUUCAACUUCAACAGCAAGGCGAACAAGAGGAGAUGGUCGUCGGUCCUCAAGAAGUGCAACAAGAGCAAGAACUUGAACCGCUGCUCGCCCCCCAGCUCGUCGAUGAUCAAGAAGAAGAGCCGCAGCAGCAGAAUCCUGAGCCCCAGCCCGCCUUCCAAUUCGUCAAUCCUCAAGUUGAAGAGCCGCAGCAAGGCCCGGAACCUCAGCUCGUCGAUGUCCAAGAAGUGCAGCAGCAGCAAGUAGAAGCUCAGGAUGAGGACGUCAUGGCUCAACAACGACAUCAAGAAGAGCCCGAACCACGCUACAACGAGCAGGCUGCAGACGCAGAAUCCGAACAGGAGGUCGCUCGAGGCUCGCCUCAAGUCGGGAACUGGGUGAGAUCCGGAAUUUUAGAAAAUUUUAAUAAUUCACUUCAAAUUGAGUGUUUUCAAACUGACUUUCCAAUUUUUCAGUUUGGCAUCCAAGGAGAACCUCGCCGUCUGAAUACUGACCACGAGGGGGACUACUUUCCACGCGUAAGUUUUUGAAAGUUUUGAAAAUUUUGAAAAUGCCUUUCUCGUCGAAUUUAGUACAGAAAAACCUUUUCUAAAGCUCGAAUUAUUAUUAGAAAGUGAUAAUUCUCGACAUUUCAAUAACAUUUUUCACUAUACUUUGAAUUUAAUUUAGUAAAAUCUCCGAAUAUCUGAAAUAAAGGAUUCCCUAGGAGAAUUUUUAUAAUUUUCUUAAGACUAAAGAAUCAAAAAAUUGAUUUUUUCAGAAGAGAUCGUACAUGCUCCCGGACAUCUGCCCACCAAAAUCGGAAGACGAGAAAAAAGACGCCAGGAUUCUCCUUGAUGUGAGUUUUGGAAUGUUCUAAAUGGAAUUUUCGGUCAAAUAUUCAUUAGAAAAAGCCUACUAGACCUCAAUUUUUAGCUCUAAAAGUCUUCAAAAAUUUUGUGUGCCUUCGUUUCUAGAAGCAAAUUGGAAAGCUUUGAAUUGAUUUUAAAAAAAUGACUUUUAAUUGAUUUUUUGAGCCUUUUUUGUUGAGAAAUAAGCUAAUUUCCGAAUUAUUUCAGCCCCGAAAGGAUUUGAUUCCCGCCGGCUGGCCCCGUGAAUGUCGCGAAGACGAGUCUGACGACGAGGAUGAGGAUGAGAUUAAAGAAGAAGAGAUGGACGAUGAGGAAGAACAAGAAAACAUGGAAAAUGGAGAAGAUGCCGUCGUUCCUCAGGUACAUUUCCAGAUUUUCAAACGAAAAUUGAACAUUUUUGAUGUUUUUCUCAGGAAUUUUGAGUAGGAACUGUGAUUUUUUUGAGGAUUUUGUGAAGAAUUUCGAGCUUAAUUUUUUAGGCUUAAGGUUUAAAAAGCCUGUAGAAGAUUGAUUACUAGAUAAUCUUGACAAAAAGUCGUCUUGAAACUGGAAAAUCGUGCUUAUCCUCUCAAUUUUCAGCAAAACGGAGUCAAAGUGGAAGUCGUCCCAAUUCCAGUCAAGCAAGAAGAAGGCGUCCAUGGAAAUGCUCCCGAAAACGUUGCUCCGGCCGCUUUUAGGGUAAUUUUUUGAUUUUUAAAGUCAAAAAUCAUGAAAUUUGGAGCGUUGAGCGAAAAGUUUAUUCUGGAUUUUACUUGAUUUUUCUCAAGUUUGAAACAAAAAGCACUUAGGGGGAAGAAUCAAACGUGAAAAAUUUGAAACCGAAAAUCUAGCUUAUCCUCACAAUUUUCAGCUGAAACACCCUUCCGAAAUCAAACAGGAGGUAGAGGAUGUGGAGGAAAUGCCAGAAGAAGCCGUUCAAGAACCUGAAAACGAAGAAAAUCUUCAGGUAUAUUAUUUGGUUUUUUGACAUCGUUUCUCAAGGUUUUAGUAGGAAAUUUUGAGUAGCAACGAUUUUUGAGUUCUAGGGGUUCUUAUAGAGAUAGUUCAUCAGGUGAAUUUUCGAUUUUUAGAGACAAUAUUGGGAGUUUUAGGAUGGAAAUGUUGAGUAGGAAAGAAGAUUUGAUGAAAAAAGAAUAAACUAGCUCAUCUUGAAAAAUAUUCUUUUGACCUAAACUCAUUGAAAUUGAAUGUCGAGCUCAUUCCCAUGAUUUUCAGCAAGAAGAAGCCGCGCCAGUUGAAGGAAUGGAACAGGAGGCUGUUGAAAUCGCAGGCAAUGAUGAAGGUGGAGCUGAGAAUCCCCAGGUAAUUUUUUGGGUUUAGGACUUUAAAUUGCCAGUUUUUGGAAUUUUCCUAAAACUAAUCUCAUCCAAACUUCAAGAAGUUUCAAUCAAGCUCAUCCCUAUUAUUUCCAGCAAAACGUGCCGGAACUCGACAUGGAAGAAGUAAUGAGACUGGCCCGGACGCAGAUGAAUCUCCUGAUGGAAUCAGAAAGACGACGUCAACUCGAGUUCCAGGAGGCUCUCAACCGCCUUGCUCCCCGUCCAGAACCGGUCCUUCCCCAAGUUCCCAACUUCAUGGCGGGCCUCAACUUCAACCCUCAGCCAGCCCAUCACGUCAACAAUGCCGACCCCUUCUCCUGGUACGAUGGCACCAAUCCCAUCCACAGGGAAGCUCUCAAGCGUUACGUAGUCAUGGUGGAUCAGUUCCUGGCUCAGGCCCCUUUUCACUUGCGAAACCCUCUCCAACUCCCGCAAUUCCCUCUUGAUUUCACCCAUGUUGUCGCCUUCAUCGAGGGGCAAAACAGCGUUUUUGACGCCCUUGGUCGGCCACAGUAG
Messenger RNA from Caenorhabditis auriculariae, 4162 nucleotides. NCBI's taxonomy places the organism in Eukaryota, Metazoa, Nematoda, Chromadorea, Rhabditida, Rhabditidae. The record is from the annotation of a GenBank genome assembly.